Molecule: messenger RNA, 769 nt
Organism: Neolamprologus brichardi
Lineage: Eukaryota; Metazoa; Chordata; Actinopteri; Cichliformes; Cichlidae
Molecular function (GO): GTP binding
Source: RefSeq, a predicted model, not a curated record
AGUUGUGCUUCCGCUGAGAUACAAAUUUACAGAAUAUCCAUUCAAAUUCUACACCCUCGAACAGGUUUUCAGCAAACUGAGCAAACUACUUAAAGAUAAACAACUGAUGCCAACCAACAGAAAGAAAAGGGAAAGGCCUGCUGACACUGCUGAACCACAAGAUGGAAGUAAGAAGAAAGCAAAGCUCACCAGCACCACAGUGAACCUCGUUCUUCUGGGAUUGGCUGGGACUGGAAAGAGUGCCAGUGGAAACACCAUCCUUGGAAGGAAGCACUUUGUUUCUAAACCCAGUUCAAAUCAAGUCACCACAGAGUGUCAGGUGGCAGAAACUGAGAUAAAUGACUUACAUGUGCGUGUGAUUGAUACUCCAGACAUGUUUGAUGAUGACACUGAACCAUCAGUUCGGGACAAACAUGUAAAAAGGUGCAAAGAGCUCUGUGAGUCAGAACCCUGUGUGUUUGUACUUGUGAUGCAUGUGAGCAGAUUUACAGAUGGUGAGAGAGACAUACUGAAAAAGUUAGAAAACACUUUUGGGACCAAAGUGAAAGAACAAACUGUCAUCCUGUUCACCCGAGGAGACAACCUGGAGGAGGCAGAAAUGAGCCUGGAGGAUUUUCUUCAUUCCUGUCAACCUGGUCUGAAAGAAAUCAUUGAAAAGUGCGACAACAGGUGUGUUGUUUUUGAGAACCGCAGCUCAGGUUCAGACCAGGUGGAAAAGCUAAUGAACACAGUGAGCACGGUGUUAAAGAACACAGCAAAGAUACAAUAA